ACGCUUUAUUAGUCGUUCGCUCAGAUUGGAUUUGGCUAUGAUAUUAUGUUGUUCAGUAUUCGAGCAUUAUUCUGCCGGUUAGCACGUGUGUGUUUGUGGGUGAGUGGGUGUGCGGGUGAGCGUGCUCUAGAAUCGUCGCCGGGGAAUAAUAAUAAUAAAUACGUAGGUAAUACGAGUAAUACACGCGGUGCGAUUUCCAUCGAAGAUGUGAUAAAAAUAAAUAAAUUUAAAAAACACUUGAGACGGGCCCUCGUGCGGAAAACGAUCGUAAUAAUAAUUAUCACGACUGCUGUUAUAUUAUACGUAAUCCGUUGGAUAUAAAGUCACCCGAGUUUAACGUCAACGACGCCAACGCCGCCGUCUAUUAUAACAUCUACCGUUGUAAUACAAUACGCUUUAUUUUAACUCGUAGGUACCUAAUCAUAUUUCAAUAAUAAUAAUAAUUAGUAACUACCUACUGCAAGAGUGUAAGCUGUGACGAAAUGGAACCACCUGUAGAGAACUUGAAAUCUCCAAAAUCUGUUUGGUUUAUCGUAUGUGAUGAACUGUGUGAAAGGUUUAACUACUAUGGACUUAGAACUAUCCUAGUGUUAUAUCUGUCAACGAUAUUAAAUUAUACCGACGAUGAGUCGACCAUGAUCUAUCAUAGCUUUAUAUUUCUAUCGUAUUUCAUGCCAUUGUUCGGUGCAAUAUUGGCCGACUCUUACUGGGGAAAAUUUAAAACUAUUAUACGACUGUCAAUAGUUUAUGCUCUUGGAAACGUCAUCCUCACUGGAGCUUCGAUGGCCAACAGUUUCACUCUCGAUAGCCAAAGAUUUAUUGCCAUCAUCGGUCUAAUAUGUAUUGCGUUGGGAACAGGUGGCAUAAAACCGUGCGUUUACACGUUUGGCGGCGAUCAAUUCAAAUUGCCGGAGCAACAAGAUCAACUUGCCCGAUUUUUCAGCAGAUUCAUAAUAGCCAUUUACAUUGGAUCGCUGAUAUCUACGUUUUUAGCACCCGAGCUACGGAAAAGCGCACAGUGUUUUGGCAGGGACACGUGUUUUCCGCUGGCGUUCGGCUUACUAUCACUGCUCAUGAUAACGGCCAUAAUUGUUUUUAUUGUCGGAAGAAAUCUGUACGUGAAAAGGAAACCGGAGAAUCAUGUGAUCUUCAAGACUUUUGGGUGCAUAUUUUACGGUGUUCGCAAAAAUAUCUUUUCGUCGUCUUCCAACGAGGCUCAUUGGCUGGAUAUCACCGGCAACAAGUACUCGAAAACCGAGGUGUCCGACACGAAGGCUGCGCUGGAAGUGCUUUACACGUUCAUCGCUUAUCCGGUGUUUUGGGCGCUCUACGAACAACAGGGCUCGCGAUGGACGUUGCAAGCGACGUUGAUGGACGGCAAGUUGGACGGCAUCGGUUGGGAGAUCAAACCCGACCAAAUGCAGACCAUUCACCCACUUCUCGCACUCUUGUUGAUCCUAUCGUUCGACCGCGUCCUGUACCCCUUCCUGGCGAAGUUCGGCAUCCGGCGACCGCUACAAAAGCUCAUGUUCAGCACCUCCAUGGCGGUGCUGGCUUUUUUGCUCGCCGCCGUUCUUCAGUAUAAAAUAUUCGGCGACAGCACUACAAUACCGACUGAUGAAGGACAGUUCGUUGUUUAUAACGGCUUCGAUUGUAACGCUCGUGUGUUAAGUUCGUCACUGCAGUUGACGGGCAACAACGAUAUCGAUCGGCUGGGCUCGGCCAGAUUCAAGUACACUCCGAAUUCUGAUGAAGGCGUCGUGAACAUAAAGCUGAAAUUGAACGAAUCGUGCGAUGCGUACGUUAACUACGACAAUCUGGACACUAACUUGACCGUAUCCAGAGGAGAGUCAAUCUCAUAUUUUCUAACGUCCAACAGUGCAAAUAAAGAAGUAAAAUUACGACGUAUCGAUCAUUACGACGAUUUCAUAAAGCCUAAAAAUGGCCAUCCGAGUUUAAGAAUCGUAAUUGGCGAUGAUAUCGAGAAGAAUGGGUCUCUUGCGCUGGUGCACGCCAAGGAAAAUCACUUGUCAAGACCAUUAAAUGGUAAUCAAUUUCAUAUAUUGUUACAAGCUAUUGUUAAAGCUGUGAUUAUUUCAAAUACCACGGCUUAA
Acyrthosiphon pisum (pea aphid) is the source of this 2114-nucleotide messenger RNA. RefSeq names its product peptide transporter family 1. The record is from RefSeq and is a predicted model, not a curated record. Gene Ontology annotation, molecular function: transmembrane transporter activity. The transcript is spliced from 13 exons. The coding region runs from base 483 to 2114 and encodes 543 amino acids. Gene Ontology annotation, cellular component: membrane. Lineage: Eukaryota; Metazoa; Arthropoda; Insecta; Hemiptera; Aphididae. Gene Ontology annotation, biological process: oligopeptide transport; transmembrane transport.